CACGCACACGCCGGACUUUUGCUCUGCGAUGUUUGAUCCGAAUCAAUUGUGGUUUAAAUAGUGGUUCAAAAAUUUUGAAAACCGCGAGGGGAUUUAAGAAAAAUGUCUCACAGCAACGGGCAAAAAUGUUUGAAAUUCUGCUUAUGCUGGCUGUGAACUUGGCCACCAGCGUUUGGGCGACGGACUACUACUUGCUGGUCGAGGAUCCAGACGUCUACUCACCGUGUACUGAUGCCCCGCCCGGUUCGAUUAGCAUCCCCGAAGCCUUCAACAUGGAUAAUAUGGUGUUCGAUCUGGACGAAAACGGCAUUCAUGUUUCGGGGAAUGCCACUGUCAAAUGGAGCAUACCUCGCACCGAUCGUGUUUCCGCCGGUUUUCGAGUGAUGAAAUUCAACCGCGGAUCCUGGGAACCCACGGUAUUUAGCCAGGUCACGCCAAACUUUUGUGCCGUCCUGUUCGACAAAAAUCAAUACUGGUACAAAUACUGGUUUCAAUACGUUGCGAACCAUGAGGAGAUAAAGCAAAAAUGCAUCACAACGACAGAUACCGUGCUGGUGCAUAACCCAUUCACUAUGCAAUUGCGUUUGGAUAACGUUAACGGCGUAUCUUUUCGAGGACGCUAUAAAGCUGUAUUUACCUUUGAAGCUUUCGAUGAAAAGAACCAGAGGCGACCAACUUCCUUGUGCUUCGAAUUCAGAGGCGAGGUUGAAAAAGUAAAAAAGUAAUAAAGUAAUAAAAUAAAUCUUUGAAAAAAUACU
Messenger RNA from Drosophila gunungcola (fruit fly), 758 nucleotides. RefSeq lists its product as uncharacterized. The transcript has 4 exons. Lineage: Eukaryota; Metazoa; Arthropoda; Insecta; Diptera; Drosophilidae. Bases 126 to 725 code for a protein of 199 amino acids. The record is from RefSeq and is a predicted model, not a curated record.